This is a messenger RNA of Punica granatum (pomegranate), 681 nucleotides long. The record is from RefSeq and is a predicted model, not a curated record. NCBI's taxonomy places the organism in Eukaryota, Viridiplantae, Streptophyta, Magnoliopsida, Myrtales, Lythraceae.
CCCAUCAAAACCUCCAUAACCAUAUCCAAAACCAGUGACAUAUAACACAUCUGGUGCAACAAAUGAAGAGCACUCAUCACAACAGCGAUCACCUGAAGGAACAAUGGCAGCCCAAGUGAGUCUCUCCGCUUCUUCCUCCUCCUCCUUCUUGAGCAAAAGAGUUCCAUUCCCUUGCAACCUGAAGCUCCAUCGCUCUCUUCGCCAUUCUCUCUCUGCUCCACCUUCAACUGGGCCACGGAGUUUCAAGAUUCAUGCCAAAUUGGGGGGAGAAGAUGGUGAGCUCAAGAAAGGUGGGGGGAAGAAGAAGUUCAUCACCAGAGAAGAAGAGCCAGAGCAGUACUGGCAAACUGCAGGAGAAAGGAAAGGGGAGAACCCGAUGAAGACACCCAUCCCGUACAUAAUUAUUUUCGGGAUGUCGACUCCUUUUGUGAUCUUAGCCAUUGCUUUCGCCAAUGGAUGGAUCAAGGUUCCUGUUCGAUGAGCGUCUCGCUUUGUAGCGGUAUUGCUUGAAUAUUCUGACCCACAGUUUUUCUCCGGCUUCUAAGAGAGACACCUCGUUGUAUUAAACUGCUUGAUCUUCGGGUUCUUUUUCUUGUCACCAACAUUUUACUUGAUACAAUUUUGUUUUCGUAAUCAAUGGAAUGCAUCGUAUCUAAUAGCUUUGUUUGCCGGUUUUUGAAA